This is a messenger RNA of Penicillium cosmopolitanum, 2361 nucleotides long. RefSeq names its product adenosylmethionine-8-amino-7-oxononanoate aminotransferase (gene bioDA). Bases 1 to 2361 code for a protein of 786 amino acids. Gene Ontology annotation, molecular function: magnesium ion binding; S-adenosyl-L-methionine:8-amino-7-oxononanoate transaminase activity; ATP binding. NCBI's taxonomy places the organism in Eukaryota, Fungi, Ascomycota, Eurotiomycetes, Eurotiales, Aspergillaceae. The record is from RefSeq and is a predicted model, not a curated record. Gene Ontology annotation, cellular component: mitochondrion. The transcript has 5 exons. Gene Ontology annotation, biological process: biotin biosynthetic process.
AUGCCCCCCGUCGGUGCUGGGCUGUGGCGCUCCUUGCCCGCCCACCAAGUCUACGGCGCCAACACUAAUGUCGGCAAGACAAUUGUCUCCACCGUUCUCUGCAAUGCUAUCCAGAACCAGAGAAAGAAGGCUGCCUUCUUGAAACCUGUCUCAACUGGCGCUUUAGACGAUGCCGACGACCGCCAUUUGUCGCGGUUCGGAGCUGGUACCCUCACCAAAUGUCUCUACCAGUUCGAUGAACCGGUUAGCCCUCAUCUCGCGGCGAGGCAGAAGAUGAUCCCGCGAGAUGACGAUCUCCUCGCCUCAAUUCAUCAGACUCUGUCCGACUGGGCUCGGUCGGACAUUGAUCUCGCCUUGGUGGAAACCGCCGGUGGUGUUCACUCACCAGGACCUAAUGGGAAUUCUCAGGCGGACCUCUAUCGGCCUCUCCGGCUGCCCAUUGUCCUAGUAGCCGAUUCGCGCCUCGGAGGCAUCUCCUCCUCCAUUUCCGCGUAUGAGUCACUUGUUCUCCGCGGUUAUGACAUUCAGUCCGUGCUAUUGUUCCGCGAUGACUACUACCAAAAUCAUGAAUAUCUGGCCGAUUACUUCAACAAGAAAAGUAUCCCGUUGGUCUCGCUCUCCGCACCACCUCCGCGGCCCCCGGUGGAGAAUGCCGACACUCAGGCCAGGGAUGAGGAAGCCAUGUCUUCCUACUACCGCCAAGUCUCCGCGGAGUCAGACAUUCUUCGUUUACUCGAAGAAUUGAACACUAAAAACCAGAAGCGCAUCACGCGUUUAGAAGAGAUGGCCGAUCGGGCGCAGGAUUUGAUCUGGUAUCCUUUCACUCAACACCAGGGCAUGAAACCAAAGGACAUCACUGUCAUCGACUCUGCUCAUGAUGAUUACUUCCAAACCUUUGGUUCGAGUCAAUCAAAGGAGUCGAGUGCGGAGUUGCGGCCAACUUUUGAUGGCUCGGCUUCGUGGUGGACGCAAGGAUUAGGCCAUGGAAACCCUGACCUGGCCCUCUCGGCUGCCUAUGCUGCCGGUCGCUAUGGCCAUGUUAUGUUUGCUGGUGCGGUUCAUGAGCCUGCACUUUCACUUGCGGAUCGUCUCCUGAAGACUAUUGGCAACCCCCGCUUCACGAAGGUCUUCUACACUGACAAUGGCAGCACUGGAAUGGAGGUGGCCGUGAAGAUGGGACUCCGUGCCGCUUGCGAUAGAUAUGGCUGGGAUGCCAGCCAGGAGCAGAUCAGCAUUCUCGGCCUCAAGGGGAGCUACCACGGUGAUACUAUUGGGGUGAUGGACUGCUCGGAGCCUUCUACUUUCAACCAAAAGGUUGAAUGGUACCGCGGUCGGGGCCACUGGUUUGACUUCCCUCUUGUCAAGAUGGUCAAUGGGACCUGGAAAGUUGAAGUCCCUGCUGAGUUGAAGGCCGACCUGGGCUCCGAGGAUGCCGAAUUCGAAAGCCUCGGAUCUGUUUUUGAUCUCGAGAAACGCUUGGGAUCAGAAGCCACUCAACGAUACAAGACCUAUAUCCACCGCACAAUCAAGGACCUCGUCGAGCGCCACGGUAUGAAAUUUGGCGCUCUGAUCCUCGAGCCCGUUAUCUUGGGAGCAGGUGGCAUGCUGUUCUGCGAUCCUCUUUUCCAACGCUGCUUGACCGAUGUUGUCCGUGAUCACCCAGAGCUCUUCUCCCCCAAUGCUUCGUCGCCGAAAUCAGCCCCAUCCUGGUCCGGCCUACCAGUCAUCUUCGACGAAGUUUUCACUGGUCUCUACCGCCUUGGCCGCCCAUCAUCUGCAUCCUUCCUCGACGUGCACCCCGACAUCGCUGUAAACGCCAAGCUGUUGACCGGUGGCUUGAUUCCUCUGUGCACUACCGUUGCAAGUCAAGAGAUUUUUGACACAUUCUCAAGCCCGGAGAAGAGUGACGCUUUGCUUCAUGGUCACAGCUACACGGCUCAUGCAGUAGGCUGCACUGUUGCUGUGGAUUCUCUCCGUACUAUGGACGACAUGGACAAGAAUGGGUCGUGGGAUGGAUUCAAAGCGGACUGGGAUUCCAAGUCGGUGACGUCUACCAGCGGGCCCUCCGAUGUUUGGAGUGUGUGGUCACAAAGCCUCCUUCAAGACCUCUCUCGCGCAGAGACGGUUGAGAGCGUAUUUGGUAUUGGUACAGUGCUCAGCAUCUCAUUGCGAGAUGCUGAGGGUGGAGGUUAUACAUCAACGGCCGCAAAGGGCCUUCAGCAGAAGCUGGCUGUUGGCGGAGAUCAAUUCAACGUCCAUUCGCGGGUUCUGGGCAAUGUCCUCUACUUGAUGUCCAGCGUUACAUCCAAGCCCGAAUCACUCAAGGAGAUGGAGAAGCUUCUUCGCUCGUCCUUGAUUUAA